UUUAUGUCCGUAUAUUUUAAAGUUCAUAAAUUGUGCUUCAAUUUUACGUCUUUAAAAAAUUGAUCUGAGCAAGCAGGCAGGAUUUGAGUAAAGUUUACCUUCAUAACCCUAGCUUUGUUGUUCACAUUUUUAACCUUAAAUUACCAUUUGGGGGUCGCUUCUUCCUUUUACAGCUGAAGUUGUACCAUUUAAUGGCUUGGAAUUUUCCAAGACUCUCAAAGUCAUAUAAGCUACAGUAACGUGAGUUAGAAAACGCUAUAAUGUAGGUAACGUCAGUGCAUGAACUUGUGCAGAACAUUGUUAGGUAUUGUCAAACUAUAGUGCUGAAUUGUUGGAGCUGGUGGGUAUAUCUACACACCGUGGGCUAGAGUUGUUCAAGAAGGCACCUUCAAGGGCAUUUAGGGAUGAACACCAAAUUUUGGCCUAGCCAGUGACAUUUCUUGACCAAAUAAAUAAUGGGUUCAGCAGGCUUGCAAUGGCACUCUAAUAGCAAUAGAUGGUACUCCAAUUCUGAGUAUGGAGAUUAGCUCAAUUUUUCAAUUGAUAGACCUGUAGGCAAAUCCAUUUUUUCCCAUUUGAUGCUUUUUUUCUUGAUUUACAGUGACCUUGCCGGCAAACAAAUGCUUGCCAGAAUGGAAUUGAACAUCCUUUUGACAGAGGGCGGAUACUUUUCAUCCAAUAUUCAUGUAAUAGUAUCAGAUUUUCCUAAAACGAAGUACCACCGCAUUUGAAGAAAAAUCAGUAUAGCUUUCCCUUUUAAAAAAGGAAGGACAUCCUAGCUAGUCCCUGACUAGAAUUUUUUUUUUCACAGCAGUUACUGUUUCAGUUAAAAAUCUGACCAAUUUGACAUGUCAUCUUUGAAAGCACACUUACACAAAAAGUAGUGGUGUUUAGUUACGAUCUCUCAUUCUCAAUCACUUUGCAUUCUCACACAGCACUGCAUUUUUGUUUUGCACCGUUGCUCAGUUAUAGUAUAAAUACAUGACAGCAAAAGGAAAGUAAGAUGAGAGUGGGGGGAGUUGGUGAGUAAUCACAAGAUGCAUUUGUCAGUAUCUGAAUGUUUUGGCAUUCAAUUUCAAUUUGUCAUUGAAACUACUUUUUUGCUAAAACUAAAUUGUUUCUGUAUAUUCAUUUGUUAAAUGCCUAAACUAUAGCAUGUGGUGUGUGGGUCCCUAGACCAGUGGUAAUGUUUACAUAAAGUUUGGUUUAUGUUUAGGAUUAGUAAUCUAGAGCUCCAGGUUGAUAUUCUGGGGCAAUGGGUUCAAAGCCAGUAGACAUUAGUAAACAGCAGGUUGUGAAAUUUUGAGUUCAAUAAAAAUGUGGAAUCAAAGUUAGCUUAAUGAGAACCACGGAACUACUGUUGGUCAUCAUGAGAUCCAAUAUGGUUCACUGAUGCCCUCCUUAGGGAAGCAAAUCUGGCAUCCUUACCUGGUUGACCUACAUGUGGCGCCAGUCCCACUGCCAUAGGGUUGACUGUUAACUGUCAUUUAGAAAUGGCCCUAGCAAGCUACUCAAUGGGCAAUAAAUUGUGGCUCAGCCAGCGACACUCAUCUCAUCAAUGAAAAAUAAAAAUUGGGUGCCUCAUUCUACUUGAUGUGGAGUAAGGGGCAUUAAAAAAAAAUGAAAGUCAAAAAUCUAGAACGAUUUAGGGCUUGCUCACCACUCCAUGUAGUUUAAUUCUGAUAACUGACCAGAUCUUUGUUCAAAUAAAUCAUUGUGGCUAUUGGCCUUUAAUGUUCUCCUCCUUAGCUCAAGACUGAGAAUCUUCACUUAGAACUUUUUAAUAAAUAACCAUUUUUGAAUUUUUUGAUGCAUUCAACUUUCCAUUACAGUUUGUAUAGGAUAGGCUUUCUCUAGAUACCAUAUUUAAGUGGGCUUUUUCAUGUAAUUUUUCCUAACUUGACAAGCUUGCAGAUUCUUACUUCACAGUUUUUAAAAUUUGUUUUGAUUGGGCAGCAUGCAGGCUACUUUGUUUUUCCAUGCUUGGUUGACCUGGUCUGUAGUCAAACUGCUAUAGUGACUAAUGCUCAUCAAGUUGAUGUAGGCAAAAAUCCUGUGCAACACUAAUCUUCAGCAGUAGACAAACUCUAUUGACCUUGUUGUGACCUCAACUUGGCAUAAGGAGCCAUGGUGUAACAUCUGAAAGACAUCAAUUAGAUUGCAGAGUGAAGUCUGAGACACUUCUUUAUGUAAAGUUUUCAGCAUUUUGGGAGAAUAGGGGGAGGUAGUAAAUAAUCACGAAAAGCGUUUGCCCAAUCGGAGUGUUUUGUGCUGUUUGAAAAUCUUUUCUACUCAGAUUAUCAAGGUUGGAAGACAGUGAUGACGGUAACUGGUUUGCAAUGGACACAACAUCAAGUAACCAUAAGAAGUAUUAUAUCAACGUCUGUAGACCUCUGAAUUCAGUUCCAGGAUGUGAUCGCUAUGCAGCAGUGUGCCAGAUGCAGUAUGAAAGAGAUCUAGAUGCAGUUUAUGAAAAAGUAUCCAUUAGCAAUCUGGGUAUUGCCAAAAAUGGUCCCAAGCUAGAAAAAGAUGGACGGAUUAUUUUGGAAUACCUAAAUGGAUCAGUGUGUACCAAUUCAGGUGGUAAUAAAACUUCUUACACUACCCGUAUUCACCUAAGUUGUUCGAAAGAACUGUCUUCUGGUCCAAGGUUCAUUGAACAUAAAGAUUGUGUGGUCACAUUCCUGUGGGAAACCAAUGCAGCCUGUCCUAUCGCAACAAUUCAAGAAUCAAAUGAGAAUUGCUCAGUGGAAGAUCCCAACACUGGUUUUGUCUUUAACUUUCUGCCUCUGGCUUCAGACUCUGGUUACUCAGUUACUGGAAAUCACAUGGUAUUUAAGCUGAACAUCUGCCGUGGUUUAAAAGAAUGUGGGAAAAUAGACAGCAAGUUGGCAACUGGAUGUGAGAUAGAUGGACAGGAACCAAAGCACCAAGUUGGAUUGGAAACAUCACUUGAGGCAUCCACCAGUGGUCUUAUAACACUUACGUACAUAGGUGCAUUGGCAAGAGAUUCAGGACGCCGGGAUAAAUUUAUUAUCCGCUUUGUCUGUGACACUGAUUCAUAUCCUGGUGUGCUCAAGUUUCUGCGAGAAGAAAUUAGCACUACAACACGUGUUCAUGACACCUACUUUGAAUUUUAUACUGCUUUGGCCUGUUUUCCAGCUCCUGUGAACUGCCUUGUUAGUGAUAUAGCUGGUAAUGAAUAUGAUCUGAGUGACCUUGCCAGGGACAAAGAACCAUGGGUUGCAGUAGACGCAACUGAAGAUAGAAGUAAACGUACAUUUUAUUUAAAUGUUUGUAAGCCAUUGCCUUCAGUUAAGGGCUGUCCAGGUGGUGCUAUUGGAUCUUGUGUCAAGUAUGCUGAUAAAAGCCAGAAUCUGGGAUAUAUUCAGAUGAGUCCGCGGGCUGAGACUGAUGGCUCACUCAGUAUUGUCUAUUUGAAUGGUGAUAAAUGCGACGACAAUCAGAAAUAUUCUACACGAAUCCUCUUCCAGUGUGACACAAUCUCA
This is a messenger RNA of Rhincodon typus (whale shark), 3509 nucleotides long. RefSeq names its product cation-independent mannose-6-phosphate receptor-like. Gene Ontology annotation, molecular function: insulin-like growth factor binding; signaling receptor activity; D-mannose binding. The annotation marks the transcript as partial. Gene Ontology annotation, cellular component: plasma membrane; trans-Golgi network; late endosome. Gene Ontology annotation, biological process: lysosomal transport. Lineage: Eukaryota; Metazoa; Chordata; Chondrichthyes; Orectolobiformes; Rhincodontidae. The record is from RefSeq and is a predicted model, not a curated record. The transcript has 8 exons.